AUGAAGACGCUCCGAUUCGCCUCGUUGGCGUCCCUGCUCGUCGGACUCGCCGCUCUCGCGGGCGCCGCCUGGGACGUGUCGCAGCCGCUCAACGGCAUCUCCUUCCAGAGAAUCAAGGCGGUGCAGGCGCCGACCCCGGACAGGCCGUCGAUGAAGUUCUCGCGCCUCCGCAACGUCAAGGGCAAACCCGGCGUCCUGACGACCACGUCGGCCCUCGGCAGGGUGCUGCGGACGCCGCCCCUGCACCACCAGCACACGUACCAGAACGUCAGCACCGCCGGCGACUUCUCGACCCAGUACGCCAUCCAGUGCGGGUGGGACGGCGUCCCGCUCUGGCUGCUCUUCGACACCGGCAGCUCCGACACCUGGACGGUCCAGACGGGCUUCGAGUGCAACGGCGGCGGUCGGUACGAACAAUCGGCCUGCGGCUUCGGCCCGACCACCGUCGACGGCUUCAAGGACGGCCCCAUCGACGACCUCCACUUUCUCCUCCGCUACGGAUCGGGCGAGAAGGUGCACGGCCCGAUGGGCUACAGCGACAUCGCCUGCGGCGGCGUCCACGUGAGCAGGCAGCAGGUUGGGCUCGCCAACUACACCCUCUGGCACGGCAACAACCUCACCGUCGGCAUCCUCGGUCUCGCCUAUCCCUCGCUCACGAGCGCCUUCUACGGCCCCAUCGGAACGGAAGCGCCGUGGAACGCCAUCACCUACACGCCGUUCCUGACCAAGGCCAUCAUGCAGGGAACCAUCGACCCCGUCUUCAGCGUCGCCAUCCUGAAGAACUCGUCCGAGGGCAUGCUCGCCUGGGGUGGCCUGCCGCCGAUGGAGCGGCCGCGCGGAUCGUUUGCCGCCACGGACCUCAUCAUUGACAAGGCAAACCUCAUCGGUCAGUCGGAGACGUCCUGGCGGUACUCGUUCUACACCAUCAUCCCCGACGGCGUCAAGUGGGGGCAGUCGACGGACACGACCAAGUUUCCCUACAUUGUCGACACGGGAACGACCAUGAAUUACCUCCCACCGCCGCUGGCCGAAGCCAUCGCGAUGGCCUUCCAGCCUCGUGCCGUAUUCAUGUACCAGUGGGGAUCGUACUUUGCGCCGUGCCACGCCAUCCCCCCGCACUUCGCCAUCAUCAUCUCUGGCGUCGAGUUCUGGAUCAACCCGGCCGAUCUGAUUUAUCAGGACCUCAAGGAUCCGCUGACGGGGUACUGCGCCGUCGCCAUUGCCAGCGGAGGGUCUGGACCGUACAUCCUGGGGGAUGUGUUUUUGCAAAACGUCGUGGCCGUCUUCGACGUCGGUGCUGCGCAGAUGCGUUUUUACGCGAGGGAAUAG
Drechmeria coniospora is the source of this 1329-nucleotide messenger RNA. Its product is annotated as eukaryotic aspartyl protease. The transcript is spliced from 3 exons. Lineage: Eukaryota; Fungi; Ascomycota; Sordariomycetes; Hypocreales; Ophiocordycipitaceae. Gene Ontology annotation, cellular component: fungal-type vacuole. Bases 1 to 1329 code for a protein of 442 amino acids. The record is from RefSeq and is a predicted model, not a curated record. Gene Ontology annotation, biological process: proteolysis. Gene Ontology annotation, molecular function: aspartic-type endopeptidase activity.